Messenger RNA from Procambarus clarkii (red swamp crayfish), 1868 nucleotides. NCBI's taxonomy places the organism in Eukaryota, Metazoa, Arthropoda, Malacostraca, Decapoda, Cambaridae. The record is from RefSeq and is a predicted model, not a curated record.
UGAAUAUACAUAGUGGUGUUACCAACUUGCUAGUGUUUUUACACAUAGGUGUUGCCAACUUGCCAAUGUUUAUACACAAAAUUGUUGCCAACUUGCAAGUGUUUAUACUCAAAGGUGUUGCCAACUUGCCAGUGUCUAUACACAGAGCUAUACAUACCGACUAUCUUCUUUUCCACGAAGAAAAUGGAGAUUCCGUCACUGAGCUUCGUGGUAGAACAGCUUCAAAACGUUUGAACUGUGAAGUAGUGACAGUCAGUUCAGAGAGCUGUGUGAUGCUUCAUGUGAAGACUGAACCGUCCAGAGUCAGUUCAGAAAGCUGUGUGACCCAACAUGUGAAGACUGAGGCGUCCAGAGUCAGUUCAGAGAGCUGUGUGACCCAACAUGUGAAGACUGAGCCGUCCAGAGUCAGUUCAGAGAGCUGUGUGACCCAACAUGUGAAGACUGAGCCGUCCAGAGUCAGUUCAGAGAGCUGUGUGACGCUUCAUGUGAAGACUGAACCGUCCAGAGUCAGUUCAGAGAGCUGUGUGACCCAACAUGUGAAGACUGAGGCGUCCAUAGUCAGUUCAGAGAGCUGUGUGAUGCUUCAUGUGAAGACUGAACCGUCCAGAGUCAGUUCAGAGAGCUGUGUGACCCAACAUGUGAAGACUGAGCCGUCCAGAGUCAGUUCAGAGAGCUGUGUGAUGCUUCAUGUGAAGACUGAACCGUCCAGAGUCAGUUCAGAGAGCUGUGUGACCCAACAUGUGAAGACUGAACCGUCCAGAGUCAGUUCAGAGAGCUGUGUGACCCAACAUGUGAAGACUGAGCCGUCCAGAGUCAGUUCAGAGAGCUGUGUGAUGCUUCAUGUGAAGACUGAACCGUCCAGAGUCAGUUCAGAGAGCUGUGUGAUGCUUCAUGUGAAGACUGAACCGUCCAGAGUCAGUUCAGAGAGCUGUGUGACCCAACAUGUGAAGACUGAACCGUCCAGAGUCAGUUCAGAGAGCUGUGUGACCCAACAUGUGAAGACUGAGCCGUCCAGAGUCAGUUCAGAGAGCUGUGUGAUGCUUCAUGUGAAGACUGAACCGUCCAGAGUCAGUUCAGAGAGCUGUGUGACCCAACAUGUGAAGACUGAACCGUCCAGAGUCAGUUCAGAGAGCUGUGUGACCCAACAUGUGGAGACUGAGGCGUCCAGAGUCAGUUCAGAGAGCUGUGUGACCCAACAUGUGAAGACUGAGCCGUCCAGAGUCAGUUCAGAGAGCUGUGUGACCCAACAUGUGAAGACUGAGCCGUCCAGAGUCAGUUCAGAGAGCUGUGUGACCCAACAUGUGAAGACUGAGCCGUCCAGAGUCAGUUCAGAGAGCUAUGUGACCCAACAUGUGAAGACUGAGCCGUCCAGAGUCAGUUCAGAGAGCUGUGUGACCCAACAUGUGAAGACUGAGCCGUCCAGAGUCAGUUCAGAGAGCUGUGUGACCCAACAUGUGAAGACUGAGCCGUCCAGAGUCAGUUCAGAGAGCUGUGUGACGCUUCAUGUGAAGACUGAGGCGUCCAGAGUCAGUUCAGAGAACUGUGUGACACAACAUGUGAAGACUGAGGCGUCCAGAGUCAGUUCAGAGAGCUGUGUGACCCAACAUGUGAAGACUGAGGCGUCCAUAGUUAGUUCAGAGAGCUAUGUGACCCAACAUGUGAAGACUGAACCGUCCAGAGUCAGUUCAGAGAGCUGUGUGACGCUUCAUGUAAAGACUGAGGCGUCCAGAGUCAGUUCAGAGAACUGUGUGACACAACAUGUGAAGACUGAGGCGUCCAGAGUCAGUUCAGAGAGCUGUGUGACCCAACAUGUGAAGACUGAGGCGUCCAAAUUCAGAGAGCUGUGUGACCCAACAUGUGAAGACUGA